This is a messenger RNA of Saccostrea echinata, 1217 nucleotides long. RefSeq lists its product as uncharacterized. Lineage: Eukaryota; Metazoa; Mollusca; Bivalvia; Ostreida; Ostreidae. The record is from RefSeq and is a predicted model, not a curated record. The transcript is spliced from 3 exons. The coding region runs from base 1 to 1212 and encodes 403 amino acids.
AUGUCUUCGACAGGUCGCCCAUCAGUCGCUAUCAUCGGAGGCGGGAUAUCUGGAUUGGUCUGUGCUAUACGGCUGGGCCAACUUGGUUUCUCCAAAGUGACCGUGUUUGACACAGGUAAGCGCGCAGCAGGAGGGCGGUGCUCGAGUCGGAAAGUGGUGGUCGACGGUGUGCUCCACACCUUUGAUCACUCCUGCCAGUACUUCACCGUCUCAGACAGAAGAUUCGCCAAAAUUGUCUCAUUCCUGCAUAACAAGAAUGCUGUUAAAAUCUGGACAGGAAAGAUCGGACAUCUGAAAUCCGGUAAAUUUCUAGAAGAUCCGGGUUUGACGCAAGCCUUUAUUGGCACGGAUGGUAUGCAGUCCAUUGCAGAUUGCUUAGCGUCAAAUGCCGACGUACAGAGGCCCGUCUGGAUCAGUGAAGUUUGCUGGGAGGAAGGAAGUAAAAAAUGGAAAGUCGACGGAUUCGGAUUUUUUGAUUACUUGGUGGUAGCACAUAAUGGGAAAUGUGCAGACAAAUUAAUGUCGUCUGCGGGUGCACCACAAGUUCACAAUCUUCUCCGCGUAAGAUUUAAUGACAUACUGAACCCACGUGAUCAGCGAAUGCAUCUGUGUUCUUUGUGGGUGCUUCUUGUUGCUUUUAAAACUUCACUUAAAUUAAAGUACGAUGGUGCUCAUGUUGACCACGAAGACAUAUCAUGGAUAAGCAACAAUACUUCUAAAUACCGAACUACUAAAGAAACAUGGUCUACCAAGAAAGACACUACAGAGUGUUGGACAAUCAUUAGUACAAAAUCCUUCGGAAAGGCCUUUAAAGUGCCACAAGAAAACAUUCCACCUUCCACUGAAAAAAUGGUGACAGAAAAGUUACUUUCGGCUUUCAAAACAGCACUAUCUAGAGACGAUCUUCCCACCCCGUGUUUCACUAGCGUACAGCUCUGGGGAGCGGCUGUUCCGAUUAACACCCUGGACAAUGGGUCAGACUGUGUGUUUAAUGGACGUUGUCACUUGGGAGUGUGCGGGGAUUGGUUAUCCUCCCCGUGUAUUCAGGGUGCGGCAAUUAGUGGAUUAUCAUUAGCAGAAAAGAUCCAACAAUUCUCCUCGGGACAAUUCGCUGUAAAUACCAGUUUACAAGCGACAUUUAAAGCAACAUCAACCAGUGCUAUCGGAAGCUUCCCAACGGACAAGUCUUUGAUAUUUUCUCCUCAAAGUUGAUUUUU